This is a messenger RNA of Lepisosteus oculatus (spotted gar), 3686 nucleotides long. RefSeq names its product dihydrouridine synthase 1-like (S. cerevisiae) (gene dus1l). Lineage: Eukaryota; Metazoa; Chordata; Actinopteri; Semionotiformes; Lepisosteidae. Gene Ontology annotation, biological process: tRNA processing. The record is from RefSeq and is a predicted model, not a curated record. Gene Ontology annotation, molecular function: tRNA dihydrouridine synthase activity; flavin adenine dinucleotide binding.
AGGAGGUGACACCCAGAAGGACUCACAACUCAAGUUCCUUGGGCUGCUGCAGUGGGGGAAAGCUCAGUUAUUGGUUGCCGCCAUGCCAAAGCUUCAGGGAUUUGAGUUCUGGAAGACCACUCUGAAGGGAGCUCGCUAUAUAGUGGCCCCCAUGGUUGACCAGAGCGAGCUGGCCUGGAGACUGCUGAGCCGCAGGCAUGGGGCCCAGCUGUGUUACACCCCCAUGCUGCAUGCCCAGGUGUUUGUCCGAGAUGCCAACUACCGCAGAGAGAACCUGUACAAUGAGGCAUGUCCUGAGGACCGGCCUCUCAUUGCACAGUUUUGUGCAAACGACCCAGAAGUGUUUGUCCAGGCAGCUCUGUUGGCUCAGGACUACUGUGAUGCCAUUGACCUCAACCUUGGCUGCCCACAGAUGAUCGCUAAGAGAGGUCAUUAUGGUGCCUUUCUGCAGGAAGAGUGGGACCUUCUCCAUAAAAUGAUCUCAAUGGCCAACGAGAAAAUUUCAGUGCCCAUCACAUGUAAAAUCCGUGUCUUCCCAGAGAUUGAUAAAACUGUAAAAUAUGCCAAAAUGCUGGAAGAGGCUGGAUGCCAGCUGCUGACGGUACACGGUCGCACCAAAGAGCAGAAGGGGGCCUUGACUGGAGUGGCUAGCUGGGAGCACAUUAAGGCUGUCCGGAAGGCUGUGGGCAUCCCUAUGUUUGCAAAUGGUAACAUCCAGUACCUGAGUGAUGUUCACCAGUGUAUUGAGGAGACUGGAGUGGAGGGGGUCAUGAUUGCAGAGGGCAAUCUGCACAACCCUGCUCUGUUUGAGGGCCGCAGCCCCCCGGUGUGGGAGAUUGCUGAGGAGUACCUGGAGGUGGUCCACCAGCACCCCUGCUCCCUAUCAUACGUGCGUGCCCACCUCUUCAAACUGUGGCACCACACGCUGCAAAUCCAUCAGGAGCUUCGAGAAGAGUUAGCAAAGGUCAAAACCAUCGCUGGAAUGGCGCAAGUCAGCCAAGAGCUGAAGAAACGAUGCCAGGAGGAACUAGCCAAUCAGGUUGAAGGAGAGAAGCCUGCAGGCGGGCUCCUAUUCCCUCAUUGGAUCUGCCAGCCGUACGUCAGACCCGGGCCUAAGGAUGUGCAGUGUGAAAAUGGGAAGUCUACAGCACUGGCAAAGUCUGUGUGUGUAAAGAGAGCUUUGGAGGUCACUGAGGGUAGCUCCGAGUUCCUGUCCAAGAACAAGCAGAAGAAGAAAGCUCGCAAUCCCAACAAGAACUUCAACCUCGAACAGAAACCAAAAUACAUCAAGUGUGAGCAGUGUGGAAACCCAAAGGGUAAUAAGUGUGUCUUCAGCCUGUGCCGGGGAUGCUGUAAGAAGAAGUCUUAUAAAGAAAUGGCUGACUGUCCAGGUCACGGGCUGCUGUUCAAGACCAAGUACGAGAAGUCGCUGAAGUGGAACUCCGGGCUUGCGGAGGGGCAGGUGAACGGGGAGAGGCGUGAAGACACCGCCACAGAGCGAGACAGGAGUGAGGGCGACCUGGUGGCCUGAGAUAGUCUGGACAGAUGUACAGUGUUGCUGCUGCUAACUGUAAACCAAACCACUCAGAAUGGAAAGGAGGAGGGAAAGGGCUGCAGUCUGGACUACACAGUGUAUUGGUGCGGGUCCUAUUUAUUCGGGGUGUCGUCUUGCCGGGAGAUGGGAAAAGAGUGUUUUUUACUUUUUUUUUUUUGCCUUUACAAUGAACAGAUGCAUUUUGAGGAAUUGCCCUUUUUAAAUAUUUAUUUCCCACCAAACAGCUUUUAAAGCCAUUUCCUACUUCCUAAACUUUUGAUCUGAUAUUUGUUUAUGAAGGGGGCCCAUUAUGCCUUUUUACAUCAAUCAGAAUUAAAUAGUGUCUUUUCUCUUUGACUUUAAAUCACCCCCACAUCCAGAAGGUAAACCUCCUGACUUAAUAGUAACAGGAAUGAGGGAUUUAGUAGUUUUAAUAACAAUAGAAAUGUUUUAUUGCAGAAAAUAUGAAUUAUUAUUUUAAGGUUUCUUUUGCAUUGGUUGUCCACUUUCUAUACUUUCAGUAAGGUCAAAAUGGUGAGUGAAUUUUAAUGGUAUGUGGUGUGACAAAGCAAACUAUAUCACUUUAUUGCAUUAAGAUGCUUUGUAUUUUAAGGUAUUGUGUCUACUGAGUAUUGUCAAGUAUAGGUGUAUUGCUGUAACAGAGACAAGGUUACACACAGAAAUUUGACACUAAUUUAAAGACAUCUGAAUUAUAGACCAAAAAUUGCUGAAGACAAAAAAACCUAAUCAUUCGUCCUCCAAAUGACUUUAUUUUAAGGAAAAUGUCCUUAAAAUAGCAGUGCAAAUGCGUUUUCAUAUAGGUAAUUGUUGGACCUGAAAAUAAUUGAAAUAUUUAAACUACUAAUCCUAAAUAGUCCCAAAGGAAAUAAUUCACCAUGUAAAGUUUAGCCAUUUUUGGGAUGUGGGGACUGAGAUCACUGUUUUUUACAAAGCCUGUUAAUACCUCUGACUUUCCAGAAAUAUAUUUGUAACUGCAGGAUGCUUAAGAUCCAGAAGACCCUCAGACUGGUGUAUGGAACAUCAGGCACACUACUGAAGUCUUAAAGCCUUUCUCUCUAUCCAUCUUGAAGGACUUUUCCCCAGAGUUUGAAGUGUCCAAUUCAAAGACACCCGAGUUCUGAGCAAAGAGAAGCAACGACUUGUGAAUAUUCUGUGUUCACCGGCAGAAUCUAUUUGCUAGAUAUUGACUACAGAAAGCCUGAUUUCUUAGCUUUGAGCAGUGCUUCCUUUUAUCCACAUCCACCGCAUCAGCAGAGAUAACUGAAGAAGAAGGAGAGUCAUCCAUGGUUUAAUUUUAUUAUCCUGUGGGAAUGACAUAGGGACUGUAAUUUUCACUUUCAUGAUCUCAGGAUAACCCUGACGUUUUCUAGUAAUAUUUUUUAAUCUGUUAGGACACACAGUUGAGUUCUAGAAUGAUAUUGAUUUCCCAUAAAUGUAUGCUAAAAACAGUCAAGAAACCUAAUGAUAAUAGUACUGUCUAUACAGCAGAUAAAUUCAUCUGUGUACAUGGCUUGCUCGAUUGUUGGUACCAUACUUUGAUACUGUUUUUCUGCCUCACCGUUAACUAGAUAGUUAUUUUUGUCAGAAUAUUUCAUCACACAUUUUGAAUUGAGGAUAAACUGGUUAUCCUUUUGUUCCUGCUCAGAUAACUAGAAAAUGUAAUAGUGACGUAUUCCACAUGUAAGUACUAUUGUAAUUAAUUCAUUCCAUCUGUCUCUGGGAUGGAGAGAAUCCUCAUCACUCUCAUUAACUGUCUUGUGUGCAAUACUGUAAUCACACAGGACUUUACUAUAUAAUCCAGGGGAUGAUAAUUAAAAAACAUGAUUACAAGAAAAAAACAGAUGUGCCCCUCCAUAAGACUUUGCUAUCAACACAAGCUAAAAAGUUUGAACAAUAUUUGCUAAACCACACAGGCUGUGAAUUUAAUUUUCUGUCUUGUUCGAAUGUAAAAAGCAUGAUCAUAAUACUUUAUGUAGAUCCAUCAUCUGUAUGACAUGGACUCUAGUCUAUGGACUCUGGCUAGUUUUGGAUUCAGUUUAAUGUGUCCUUCGUAAAGUCUUCACUUGACGAAGGUGGAUUUUAUCUUUUGUCGUUUCAUGAGGCUGCAUUAAAAACAUGCCUUGAGAUUGAA